Messenger RNA from Fukomys damarensis (Damara mole-rat), 3662 nucleotides. It is a transcript of the gene Dennd2d, whose product is annotated as DENN domain containing 2D. The coding region runs from base 91 to 1836 and encodes 581 amino acids. The record is from RefSeq and is a predicted model, not a curated record. Gene Ontology annotation, cellular component: nucleoplasm; cytosol. NCBI's taxonomy places the organism in Eukaryota, Metazoa, Chordata, Mammalia, Rodentia, Bathyergidae. The transcript has 12 exons.
UCAAGCUUGUAAAUAAACUCACAGCUCAACCCACAGACCAGAAUUCAGAGCUCUUAUCCCAGAACAGCUGGGCCUUGGAGGUGUUUGCUCAUGACCUUUUCUCUUACCACACCCUGGGGCUCUUGGGAGGAGCUAAGAGCUGAGCAGCAGUGCCAGGAUGCUGCCUGUGUUCAUGCCCAGGUUCAGCUGCCUCCUGCGUCCUGUCACGUUCUUCUUGCUCAACCACGGGGUGCACAGGAUGGAAACUCCUCUCCCCUCUUUGGAGAACAGCGUGGAAUUUGGCUUCAUAGAAUUGUGGCUGGAGACGGAAGCAGUGGUGUCUUCCUUAGACUUUCUGUAGCCAGUCUGUGUUGGGGGAAAGGAGAAUACUCCAUGCUCCAAAGGCACAGGAAGAUGGAAGGACCAGGGGUAGGACGCAUGUUCUGGAACCAGCCUCUUCGACUCCGACACCGACUCCGAUUCCGAUUCCGAGCAGGACCUUCCCAAGACGAUCCAGGGGAAGCUGUAAAGGAACCAGAAAGGACCCAGGAGCACACUCUUCCCAGCUUUGCUGGGGGGCAGCAUUUCUUUGAAUACCUUCUGGUGGUUUCUCUCAAAAAGAAGCGUUCAGGGGAUGACUAUGAGCCCACCAUCACCUACCAGUUCCCCAAGAGGGAGAACCUGCUUCGGGGCCAACAGGAGGAAGAGGAGCGGUUGCUCAAUGCCAUUCCCUUGUUUUGCUUCCCAGAUGGGAAUGAGUGGUCAUCUCUCACUGAGUAUCCCAGGGAGACUUUCUCCUUUGUCCUGACCAAUGUGGAUGGAAGCAGGAAGAUUGGAUACUGCAGGCGCUUAUUGCCUGCUGGCCCUGGCCCUCGCCUUCCCAAAGUAUACUGCAUCAUCAGCUGCAUUGGCUGCUUCGGCUUGUUCUCUAAGAUCCUGGAUGAAGUGGAGAAGAGGCAUCAGAUUUCCAUGGCUGUCAUCUACCCAUUCAUGCAGGGCCUCCGAGAGGCAGCCUUCCCUGCUCCUGGAAAGACUGUCACCCUUAAGAGCUUCAUCCCUGACUCAGGCACAGAGUUCAUUUCUCUGACACGGCCCUUGGACUCCCACCUUGAACAUGUGGAUUUUAGUUCUCUGUUGCACUGUCUCAGCUUUGAACAGAUUAUUCAGAUCUUUGCCUCUGCAGUGCUGGAAAGAAAAAUCAUCUUCCUGGCAGAAGGUCUCAGCACCCUGUCUCAAUGCAUCCAUGCUGCUGCUGCACUGCUCUAUCCCUUCAGCUGGGCACACACCUACAUUCCUGUUGUCCCUGAGAGCCUUCUUGCCACCGUCUGCUGCCCCACUCCCUUCAUGGUUGGAGUACAAAUGCGUUUUCAGCAGGAAGUUAUGGACAGCCCAAUGGAAGAGGUCCUGUUGGUGAAUCUUUGUGAAGGAACAUUCUCAUUGUCGGUUGGUGAUGAAAAAGACAUUCUACCACCGAAGCUACAAGAUGACAUCUUAGACUCUCUUGGUCGGGGGAUCAAGGAGUUAAAGACUUUGGAAGAAAUCAAUGAGCAUGUUUCAGGUCCUUUUGUGCAGUUCUUUGUCAAAACUGUGGGCCACUAUGCUUCCUAUAUCAAGCGGGACACAAAUGGGCAAGGCCAUUUCCAAGAAAGGUCCUUCUAUAAGGCUCUGACCUCCAAGACCAACCGGAGAUUUGUGAAGAAGUUUGUGAAGACACAGCUCUUCUCCAUUUUCAUCCAGGAAGCUGAGAAGAGCAAGAAUCCUCCUGCAGGGUAUUUUCAACAGAAAAUACUUGAAUAUGAGGAACAGAAGAAACAGAAGAAAACAAGGGAAAAGGCUGUGGUGAACAGGAGAGACUAGACCUAUAGGCCAGUUCUGGACUUUGGCCCCUGCCAAUGUGGUAGGACAGGGAAAGCUCUCAGCCUCCAAAAUUCACAGCCUCCUUUGGAGUCCUGAGUCCCAGUGACUACGUCUUGCUUCAAACUGGUAUCUAAGUUUGGGAUCCUUGGAAUCAACUUCCCCAGGACUUUCGAGGGCUUUGAGCCCAAGCUCAAAGAAAUGAACUCCAAAUGCAUUUUGUUUUUUGGCAGAGGAAAAGAGCAGGAAAUAGUAGUACUGGUGUUAUCGGUGCUUGGUUGGAAGGUACUAUAACUACCGUCUCCUGGGAACCACUGUUAGAAAUACUCAACAGAGAAAGCCCAAAAGUUUUGUUCCUUCAAAGAAAGGUUUAUGGACAUGUGAGGAUGAGAAUAAAACUGUUUAUGUGGGGCAAUACAUGCGAGAAUAAACUGGACUAGAAGUGGGCUGUGUCUGGAGUCACAGAAUCACAUGGGUCAGCAGCUCUACUUCUUUUUUUUUUUUCUUUUUGUGGUACUGGGGAUUAAAUCCAGCACCUCUGCAUUGAGUUUUAUCUUUAGUCUUGUUUUGAGACAGAGUCUCACUAGGUCACAAAGUUGUGACCCUACUGCAUCAGCCUCUCAGAAUGCUGAGACUACCCAUGGCAGCCACUAUGUCAGGGUGGCAGCACUUCUGAGAGGAAGGAGGAGAGAUCCUGGUAAAGGCAGCAGCAGCAGCACCAGAGUCUUUGAUUCUCAAGAAGUCUGCUUCCUUGAGACCUGGGAGGAGAGGCUGCUAGUUGGACUGAGGCAGCUGCAGUCUAGGAUAAUGUGAUGGGAAGAAGCUCAGUCAACACUAGUACAGAUAUUACAUGGUUUUUGUAAACAGGCUGCCUGCCGAUCAUGCCCAGUUUGGACCUUACUUUGUCGUUAUCUUCCACAGCCUGCCUCUAACUGCUUGUUAUUUUGAGAAGACUAGUUACGUUUUUUUUUUAAGCUAAGGGGAAGGGAUCCCUUCCUUGACACAUUUUGUUUUUGGAAAAAACAAAAAACAGAAUAAUAAUUUUAAGAGUCCAAAAGGAUUUUUUUGUGGUCACCUAGUCCCUCCUACCUCUAAGCCUCCACUGUCAGUUUCUGUUUAAACAUUACAAAACACAGGACACAUUUUUUAGAAGCAUCUUCUCUUCUAAAAAUGCUACCUUUAUAGGCUGGGACUUAGCUCAGUGGGGCCACCACCUGCCUCACAAGCGUAAGGUCCCAAGUUCAAUUGGUACCCCCCCACCCCAAAAGCUACCUUUAAAAAUGUGUUUGAGUGUGGGCCUCAGGUCUGACUUCUAUUUAAGGAACAUUCUGGAGGGAAAUGACAAGGGGGAAAGGCUACCAAACUAAAGUUAAAGCCAGUGUGGUUUGAUUUCGAGAUGCAGAGAAUAUUCCAUUGUCCAUGCCACCUAUAAAUAUAUUUUUAUUCUCAACAGCUUCAAAGAAUCAUUACACCUUUUUUGGGUUAAUUAGUGACUGAUUCCUAAGUCUAGUUGUACCUCAAAAGGUUUUAGAACAGAAGCCAGAAUGUUGGGAAGUUUAUGAAAAUAUUGGUGAUAAGACUUGGAAAUUGGUAGUUUUUAAAAGCUUAUCUGAAACUAACACAAGAAGAACGAGGGCAAGCUGAGAUUUUCUACAACUGUAUCCUUGACCUGAUGCUGCUAUCCAGUACUGAAGGAAACCUACAUUGAAUGGCACUUUUUCAGCUUCCUUUUAUUUUUAGAAGGAUUCUAGUAUAUUUAAAUUAGCCUGGACAUCUCAGUUUUCAGCUUUAGCUCACUAAAGCCCAGUAUGGUGAAGGAAAAAUCACUG